AUGCUGCGCGCUCUUUUGUAUAACCAUACUUUAACUGUCUCGAAUGAGGUGCCAUCUCUACCUCAAUAUCUUGGUAUCAUGUGGGGACUGGAAGAUCUGUUGGAAGCUGUCUCGAGCGGCGAAGAGCCCUAUAUUGAUAUCGGACCAGAUCUCAAAGGUGGGUUCGAAGCUGCCAAAGAAACACUUACCAAAUGGGGGAAUCUAACGCUCGAGAAUGACAUCUACUACGCCGCUCACGUCCUUGAUCCACGAAUUAAACUCACCUUGAUUAAAGAGCAAUACGGCGAUCAAGCUGACGAAGUUAUCGAACGAGUCAAAGCCUACUUCAAACGCCAAUACCCUGCCCAAUCAAGUACCCCCGCAAGCCACAUACAACAACAUAAAAGCGACUUCGAGCGAUAUUUCAACGACCUGGUUAUUACGUCGUACGAGCCCUGUGAAGAUUGGUGUCUACAAUGGUGGAAAGCGAACGAAUUCCAAUAUAAACAAGUGGCAGUUGCGGCCCGAGAUCUGUUGGCAAUACCCUCUGCAGAGGUCGACGUAGAGCGCCUAUUUUCAGAAGGACGAGAUACUCUUGGCAUUCAUCGUAUGGCUUUAGACGUAGAUACUAUAAGAAUGGUGAGGUUGAUGAAGAGCUAUUACGAUCAGAUCGACAAGAAGAAGAGGUUGCUUGCAGAGAAAGAACAAGCCGAACACACUGCAGUCUACGGGGUACGUCUGAAUAGCUUCAUUUCUGGAAGGACUACAUGCUAA
Molecule: messenger RNA, 753 nt
Organism: Hyaloscypha bicolor E
Lineage: Eukaryota; Fungi; Ascomycota; Leotiomycetes; Helotiales; Hyaloscyphaceae
Exons: 2
Coding region: 1-753 (250 amino acids)
Molecular function (GO): protein dimerization activity
Source: RefSeq, a predicted model, not a curated record